GGCCCAGUGGGCCCCAGGUUCCUGUGAAUCCCCGCGCCCCGGCUGCCCUGUGGACUCUGGCUGCCUGGUCUCCACCCCUACCUGAUUUCCACUACUGAGAGCGGGAUCUCGAGAGAUGGCUGCCCAAUGCGUUACAAAGGUGCAACUGAGCAUUUCCUGUGACAAUCUUUUGGAUAUGGAUGUAGGGUCAAAGUCGGACCCCUUAUGUGUGUUAUUUUUGAAUACGAGUGGUCAACAGUGGUAUGAGGUUGAUCGCACAGAAAGGAUUAAGAAUUGCUUGAAUCCCACAUUUUCCAAGACAUUUAUUAUUGAUUACUACUUUGAAGUGGUUCAGAAAUUGAAAUUUGGGAUUUAUGACAUUGACAACAAAACUGUCGUGCUGAGUGAUGAUGACUUCCUAGGAGAAUUUGAAUGUACCCUUGGACAAAUUGUGUCCAGUAAGAGGCUAACUCGACCACUGGUGCUUAAAAAUGGCAAACCUGCGGGGAAAGGGACCAUUACGAUUUCAGCUGAAGAAAUAAAGGAUAACAGAGUGGUCUUAUUUGAAAUGGAGGCAAGAAAACUGGACAAUAAGGAUCUAUUUGGAAAGUCAGAUCCAUACCUGGAAUUCCACAAGCAGACAUCUGAUGGAAACUGGCUAAUGGUUCAUCGAACAGAGGUUAUUAAAAAUAACUUGAAUCCUGUUUGGAGGCCUUUUAAAAUCUCUCUUAACUCCCUGUGCUAUGGAGAUAUGGACAAAACUAUCAAGGUAGAGUGCUAUGAUUAUGAUAAUGAUGGGUCACAUGAUCUCAUUGGAACAUUUCAAACCACCAUGACAAAACUGAAAGAAGCCUCCAGAAACUCACCUGUGGAAUUUGAAUGCAUAAAUGAAAAAAAGAGGCAAAAGAAGAAAAGCUACAAGAAUUCAGGUGUUAUCAGUGUGAAACAUUGUGAGAUUACAGUGGAAUGCACAUUCCUUGACUAUAUCAUGGGAGGAUGUCAGCUGAAUUUUACUGUGGGAGUGGACUUCACUGGCUCAAAUGGCGACCCAAGGUCUCCUGAUUCCCUUCAUUACAUCAGCCCCAAUGGUGUUAAUGAGUAUUUGACUGCUAUCUGGUCUGUGGGACUGGUCAUUCAAGAUUAUGAUGCUGAUAAAAUGUUUCCAGCGUUUGGUUUUGGAGCUCAGAUACCUCCUCAGUGGCAGGUUUCACAUGAAUUUCCAAUGAACUUUAAUCCAUCCAAUCCCUACUGCAAUGGAAUCCAAGGCAUUGUAGAGGCAUAUAGGGCCUGCCUUCCUCAGAUAAAACUCUAUGGACCAACUAAUUUUUCUCCAAUCAUAAAUCAUGUGGCCAGGUUUGCUGCUGCAGCAACACAACAACAGACAGCUUCUCAAUAUUUUGUGCUCUUAAUCAUUACUGAUGGUGUGAUAACAGACCUUGAUGAGACCAGACAAGCUAUAGUUAAUGCUGCCAAGCUUCCUAUGUCCAUCAUCAUUGUUGGAGUGGGAGGUGCUGACUUCAGUGCCAUGGAGUUUCUGGAUGGUGACGGUGGAAGUCUGCGGUCCCCAUCAGGCGAGGUAGCCAUCCGAGAUAUCGUCCAGUUUGUGCCUUUCAGACAGUUCCAGAAUGCUCCAAAAGAAGCGCUUGCUCAGUGUGUCUUGGCAGAGAUCCCCCAGCAGGUGGUGGGCUACUUCAACACAUACAAACUCCUUCCUCCCAAGAACCCAGCUAAGAAAUGAAAGGAGCCAUGGCCGCAGGAGCAGAAUUCUUUUGUGCUGUAUGGAGCAAUGGAUUCCUCUCCCACCCCAAAUCAUGAAUCUGUUAUUUUACAUGCUUUUCAUCCCUAGCAUUUAUGAUGUAAACCUAGUUCUCUACGGAUUCUAUCUAUUUAAAGCAUUCUUUUUAUACUUUUUUUGGAGGAAAGUGCUAAGUUAAUCUCUGCUCAAUCAGUGCUGUGAUUGCUAGUGACUUGCAGUGACACUAUCAGGAUUAGAAACUCGUGUGAGAAGAGCUGAUUUGGUGGUUGUGGUUGUUUAUUUACAUAUUGUGAAAAUGCUGUUUUUUGAAUGUUUGCCCCUAGAGAGAAUGGAAAAUUGCUAGGAUGUGAUUUACAGGUUGCUAUACUUUGUUCUAGGCAAUAUAUGUUUUAUAAACCAAUGUCCAUACCUGAUGACAAGAACUUCUUAAAUUACAUGAUAUUGAAUUUGUUCCUAUAACUGUAUUCAAUGCUUUUCCAUGGGAUAAAACUUCAUUCACUUUUGCCUCAAAAUUGCUGCACUUUAGACAUUGCAGUUUACAAAACAGUAUGCAUUCGCUUAGGACUUCAUAAAUAAUACUGAAUCAUUCGAAGGGAAGGUACAUAUUCAAUUCUUAAAAUGUACAAUCAGUAGGUAAAAGGAACCUCAUGUAAGUAAGCCAUUUUUAUUUGCCCUUCUGGAUCUUUUAUUUCUAUUGUGGAAUACUGUAAACAUGGUCAGAUUCGACCUUUUCAUUUACUAUGUGGGACAUUCAGGAUUCUGUAUCUGCAUAGAUGAUAGUUUAUCCUAGAUUCAACAUUAUUAGAGUAUUUUAAUUGGAAUUUUCUAAAAUGUUUAGGACUGCUUUGUCCACGGAAGCUAUGAGGACCAAACAUAUAAGAGGAAAUUCAGAAUUCCAUUCCCUUUUAACUAACGAAAUACUUUAGUUAUUAAAAAAAGACAAUUUUUAUAUUUUCCUUGCUAAGAUCUCAUACAUUGAUUUGUACAUUUGUACAGAUUCAUUUAGACAUUUGCUCCGUUUUUUUAGUAACAUUUUAGUCUGAUUUUUAAACUCAUGAUAGUGGUCAUGUAUUAAUCAAAAUCAAAUUUUGCAUUUUAAUAACAUGUUAUUUCCUAAGUCCAGAAUGUAUGUAUUCAGCAUAAAACCUGUUGUAACUUAAAAAAAAAAUUUCCCACUGCUGCUGCAUUAGGAUAGGGUGGACUUUACGUGCUUUUUUGCUUUUUUUUUUUUUAGAGUAGAAUUAUUUUUUUCUCUGUUUUUUACCCUUUAGAACAUAUUCAGACAUUUUCAGAAUAGAUUCAGUAACAUUUUAUUAAAGGACCUGUGUGCCAAGUACUAUGCAUAUUCAUAUGUUGGCCAAUCAUCUCUAACAAUUUAAUGUUAAAAAUUGUGUGUUUAUCAUAUGUCCUUAAGUGGAUGCACCCGGUGCCUUGCUGACAUGCCUUUCCUUACUGAAACUUGCAUCGCAGCUCAUAUCUCUCGCUCUCUGAAAUGUCGAAGGGAGAUGAGCUCUCAGCCAUGAAGAACUUUGGCUUCUCAGAAGUCGCAUGUUGUCAAGGUCAGGCUAAGAGGAGACCUGCUUGUGCUUGUGGUUGCCUAACUCACGCGAGCAGUUCCUGCCUUCCCACUUAGCUAGCUAGCGUCUGCAUACGUGCUGUUAACUUGAAGGUGCCUAACUAAUAGGCUGUUACUCUAUGGCAUAUCUCAGUUGACAAAUCAUUUUAGCAUUAGUUAAGUGAGAAAAAAACUGAUAAUUCUUCCAGUAGUUUGGAGCCUUUGUUGUCUCAGAUGUCCUGAUUUCAGUUCUCUUUGUGUGCUUGGAAACAGCAUAUAUAUAUUGCUGUGGUUUUCAGGAUUUUUUUUUUUUGAAGCCUUAAAAAAAAAUGAUAUACACACAUCCUCAGUGUAUGGUGAAACAGAUAGAAGUGGAGCUUCUCUACGCUGGAGCAGGGUCCAGAGUCCCUCUCACUGGUCCUCCUCCUCCCUCCCCUUAACCAGCUGCUGGCAGCCCUGAGUCACCAGCACUGGGCACCUGGGAACCACUGGUCGUGAGCAUUCAUUGUUUUCAUUAGCCGAAUACUGGUACUUCUGUCACCACUGUCUGAUUUGGUCUUCAUAAUUUUAUAUGCUGGUUUUAACCAGAAUCAUUCCAAUUUUUAAAUUACUUUUUAAAAAUUCAUUCUUGAUCAGGUUCAUCAGUAGAUGCUAUUAUUCAUAGGAACUAUGAUUCCAGCAAAUGAGGAUAAUUGAUGCCUUUUUGCAGUUCUGAAUAAAAGCAUUUACAGUUUCUAAAUUAUCAUUUGGUAAAAUUCUUACUAUUUCACCAUUUCACCUCAUCACAUACUGAUUCAAUAUUUUUCUGUAUAAAAAUAGCCCUUUUCCCUAUUGUGCCACCAUGCACUGCACUGUCACCAGUUCUUAAAAUGCAUUAAAAAAAAAUAACCAAGUUGACUUUCCCGUCUCAUAUGAUCAUCUGUCUUACAAACACGUAUUGGGGUGACAGUGCCCUGGGCAAACGUAAUAUUUCUCACUAUGCCUGCACUGAGAAAAUAAUAUAUACCAAUUAGCAUGGUUAUGUCACCUUGUGCUUUGAAUUGAAAUUUUUAAGAUCAUAAAAUUUCAAAGUCAGAUCAGGGAUUUACAACUGUUCAUUUUGGUAGUGCCUUAGGCACCCUUUCCAGAAAAAGUUCUGUGCCCCAUUGCUGUUUAUGCUUUAUUUGACAUAUUUUGCCUUUUUCAUUUUAUAAAUUUCCAGGAAAACCAUCUUCAAUAAAUUUCUUCUAGUCUCUUUCUGUGUGCAGUUGAUAGUCAUGGGAGUGACACAUAAGGGAAGCCAGAGGUUUGGUUAUGAUUGGCAAGAGACUAUCUUGUGCUUUAAUGAUGUUGUACUUGAUAAUAAGUGUAUAAGUUACUAAUGUAUGAAUUCAUGUUAAAUAUAUCUUCCAUUUGAAUUCCCUUUGGAUAAAGUUAUUUCUUGAUGUGAUUCAAUAAUAGUGCCUUGUUUUCAUUUAUUCUUUCUCUAAAUUGUUAUCAAAACCAGUAGAAAAAUUAGAAAUAAAGCGAAUAUAGUAUUUAGGGUGGC
Messenger RNA from Panthera uncia (snow leopard), 4818 nucleotides. RefSeq names its product copine 3 (gene CPNE3). Gene Ontology annotation, molecular function: receptor tyrosine kinase binding; calcium-dependent phospholipid binding. NCBI's taxonomy places the organism in Eukaryota, Metazoa, Chordata, Mammalia, Carnivora, Felidae. Gene Ontology annotation, biological process: ERBB2 signaling pathway; cellular response to calcium ion. The record is from RefSeq and is a predicted model, not a curated record. Gene Ontology annotation, cellular component: plasma membrane. Bases 116 to 1717 code for a protein of 533 amino acids. The transcript is spliced from 16 exons.